This is a messenger RNA of Parasteatoda tepidariorum (common house spider), 2133 nucleotides long. RefSeq lists its product as uncharacterized. The record is from RefSeq and is a predicted model, not a curated record. Lineage: Eukaryota; Metazoa; Arthropoda; Arachnida; Araneae; Theridiidae.
AUUCAAAUAUGUAAUUAUUAGCAUAAAGGAAAGUAACUAAGAAGAUUCCCACGUAUUAAAUGCAAAUAAAAACGAAUCCUAAAAUGGAUCAAACGAUUCACACCAGUUAUGCAAUUUUCAAGGCGUUCAUUUCCCUUUCGCAAACGAUAUUCAUCCAAAUCAUCUAACUUUCUCUUCGCAUCACUUCAUGUUAUACAUCAAAUAACAAAAGAUUGCCUAUUUUAAUAUCGCCUGCGGUUAUUUGAUGGAUGAGAAAAAGCGUAAUGUCAGGGUUAAUGCGAACGAAAGCGAUACUUUUCUUAUUUGAAUUUUUAUUUUUCCCUCGCUCUUUUUAAACGACAUUAAGAAACAAAAACUUUUCACGGUUCAAAAUACUCUCGUCUGAAAUGAAGAUCAAAAAAGGAAAAGAAAAAAGUGGGACAUCGUGCGGUAUUACGCGUGACACUAAUCGUUUUCUUCAAGGGGUUUGAGAUGAGGUCUGGAGAAUCUUCCGGAUAACAGAACAAAACGGUGGUAUUCUUCAAAGUGGUGAGAUUUUAUUAGUAUUGGUUAGAGAGCAUCACAUGGAAGCGCAGACGAUAUGAGGGGGUCCUAUUGUUUGGUCAUUGUUACAGUUUUAAUCACUGUUUUGAAAUCCGCAACUUCUGUCAAAGUAGUAGUUAUCCGUGAGAAUUCUUCUUCCAGAUCAAUGGAAGAAUCUGAAGAACAAUCCAGUGGAGAAGAAUCUGAAGAAAUCGAUUUUAUAUUGGACCUCAUUCGGAAAAAAGAGAGUUCAGAGCAGAAAUCUCAGCCAACUACCAAAACCUUUAAAAUCAUUCGAAAGCAACAAAGCAAACAAAAGCCAAGCAGCAAGGAAAUAACUUCUGAAUCGAACAUUCACAAAGCAAGUGUUCCAAAGGAAGAACCGAAAAAGCCCAAAGAACAUAAAGAAUACCAUGUUCAUUAUCAUAGUCAUCAGCAUCAGUUGCCAGAAGAACCCUCAUUGAAAUUGGACGAAGAUAAAAUCCGACCAGUUUAUUGGGACUUAGGCAGCAGCAAUAUGGAAGAUUACCAACCAUACGUCAAGAAAUCCAAGAAAAUGACAAUGCUUUUGCCAUUUUCGGAUAAUGAAAAGUUCGAUGGUUUCAAAGAUUACAGCUCGCUACUGGACACAAAACUGAUACCUUCUUCUAGCGAUGAAUACGUCAUCGGCGAUAUAAGUAGUGACCAUCUAAAGGACUUUUCUUCCACUUUUGAAUCAGAGCUAUUAGCUAAGAAGUUAGAAUCCGACAGAAACCGCAAACUCAUCAAAAAAUAUCAAACUCUUUUGAAAUCAGCUGGCACCGUUCGUCCAAAAAUCAAUUAUUCUCAGAAAGAUUAUUCGGCUUCAUAUGAAACGAGUCAACCAGCAAAAGUUCCCACACGGAAGCCACAACAGUUGGUCAAACUAAAUAAACCUCGUUUGCAGAAAGAACGUUUUCCGAAUAAUCGUGAUAGAUUUGCUGGUUUCACCGAUUUUUCUUCAAUCGAGUCUCCACAACCUAAGGACACAAAUCCCAUAACACAACAAAGUUCAAAAGCAGAAGAAGGGUUGAUUUCUAAAGACUUUGGAUAUUUUGUUAAAGAUAAACCUCGGCAAACGUUCGCACCUUUGCCAAAGAUGAGAAACUUUCGUAAAAAUGCCCAACAAGUUAGACACAGACAUGGAGUUUUUAUUCCACCAGCAAAAGCCUCACCCUCACAAAACAUGCAACAGUAUAAAAAACGCCUCCCUAAGGUGCCAAGAGUUUUGACCGCUCCUGGAGGUAUACCACUACAGGUUGAAAGACUGAACCAAUUUAAAGCUAACCCUAAGAGUACAAAUUUAUCUUUACAAUAUUUGAACGCUCUUGAAACUGGAUCUCGACUUUUGCAUGUUCAACCAUUGAACAGACCGGAUUCUUUUUUCAGCAGACUUUAUAAUGGUUGGUAUUUGCAAAGAAUACAAAGGUAGUGACAAGUGUGUUUAUAGUAUUUAUGUAUUUCUAGUUCUUGAUCAUAUUUCUCUUAAUUUUUCAUAUCAGUAAGUUUUAUUUUUUUAAUUACAUCAGAGGAUUUAUGAGCAUAUCAUGUAAAUAUUUUUAGAGCUUGUUUUUAAUAAAGAAGAAAUAUAAA